Marchantia polymorpha subsp. ruderalis is the source of this 3604-nucleotide messenger RNA. Lineage: Eukaryota; Viridiplantae; Streptophyta; Marchantiopsida; Marchantiales; Marchantiaceae. The record is from the annotation of a GenBank genome assembly.
CCCAUCAAUCGACCCUCGCAUUGAUCUCAUCCCAGGCCAUCGAGUGAUCCGAAGCCAACCGGAAGGUGAGCAUUAAGUGAGGAUAAGCUUAUUAGAAAAACAACGAGAUUGGAAAUCUCGUUGUUGAAAAUCUCGUUGUUCCAAUCUCUCCAAACUCUUCUCCACAAUUACAAUUUUUUCGGCAUCCCACUCUGUAAUCUGAUGAAUCCUGGCUAUGGAAACAAGGCAUUUUCAUCUAACCGUGGACGAGGUAAUCCAUAGAAAAAUCUAGCGUCACUGUCACUAGGCAGUUCCAGUCCAGGCACGAGAUCAGAAUCACAAAGCUCUCGACUGACUGCGACUUUGGCGGAUCUAUCAGUCUUAGACCAGUCUAGCAGCAACACUACUAUGCCAGUGUCUGCACAGAGUCCAUAGCUCUCCUUGAACUUCACAUGGAUCUUGACAGUAGAGUAUCUGGUAAACGACAACAGGCGGAUGGAAUGGUCGCAGCUCCACCAACUCUGUUCUGUGGAGGUACUGCUCGUCCUCGUCCUGGCUUCAGAAGCUCCAUACCCUGCUGAAAGCGUGGGAGGCUCGUGUUCUCGUCCUGGAGCAGCAGAUCAGAGUCUUCACCACCAGGGAAACAAAGAGUGACGUCGGAAUUGUAGUUGCACAGAGAUACGGAUGCGGAAUCAGAGACCAUCAUAGGAAAGCGCCGUUGAAACGACUCGGCUGUGGUGGGUCCGGCCACUCGAGAACCAUCAAUAGCAAGCAGGUAAUGCUGUCCUGAUGAUGGCGGAUCUCCCGACGAGCUCACUCUCUUGCAUUAUAUUAAUUCUCUGGCAAGAAUGUCCCGUCACAGCGACCUCCACGGCUCAAUAUUAAACUCCUCGUUCCUCUUGCACCGCAACACCUUCUCGUCUCGCCUCGCGCACUUUAUUGCUAACCUGAUGCCUUUACUGUUUACUACAAACCUGGUGUCUCAGACACCUGAUUUCGGGGUAUGAUAAAUCUACUGCCAGAAGUACGAGCCCUACGAGCGCUUUCUGUAGGUUCUAUAUACGAGAACUGCGCCGACGUCCUCGUGCUAUGAAGCUCGUCCUAGCGUCUCCCGGCAUCCAUCCUUCUUCGAGCGCAGGACCUCGAAAAGCAGCGCUUCUGCGCGGGCAGGCGGCUUCGCGUUCAGGAAAUUUCCCUCGAAUCUCCCCACAGCUUUGGAGCGAGUGACGGGAGAGCUGCGCCAGUGCCCGCAGGACUCAUGUGCAACAGUGGACUUUGUAGAAACUGACCGUAGCUCGAAUCUUAGGGAGAAGACUUCUCCCGGAAAACAGCAUGAAACUGAAGACCCAAGGAAGACCAAAAGGAGACCAAAGGGCGGCGAUGGUGGACUCCGGUAGUUUAUAACGGGUUGGCAGUUCGUUUCAUCGACAACUUCCACCUUCGAGUCGAGCAAGACCCCAAGGCAUUACGAGUCUGAUUUCAGAGCAUUUCAGAGGAUUUUGGAGAAUUUUGGAGGAUUUCAGAGUUUGCGCAGCGCAGAGAGCUCAGUGAUCCGAACGAGAAGUGAAGAUGGAGUUGACGAACGGGACGACCAGGAGGGCCCAUGUGCUCAUGGUGUGCGUGCCGUUUCCGGGGCACGUCGCACCUUUCACGCAGCUGUUGUACCAUCUGAGCUGCCACGAGAAUCUCAAGGUGACAGUCAUGGGACACAAGGCCAGGAACGCCGAAAUGAUCAAGCUGUACGAGAAAGGAGAAUUCAAAGGCCUCGAUAUACACUUCGAGACAAUCUUCGCCGAUCCUCCAGUUUACCCAUCCGACCCCAAGUUCCCAAUCCGCGCUGCAUUGUGCGCCGAUCAGAUGUUUGUCGAGUUUGAGCCCAUCAGGCGACGCCUCGUCGCCGAGAAGGACAAUGUGGGAGCCCCCACUUCCAUCAUCUGCGACAUGUUCCUAUGGUUCACCAAGGAUGCGGCUGACGAGAUGGGGGUUCCCUGGUACCCAUUCUUCUCGACUUCUCAGUGGUUCGGGUAUUGUGCCUACAUUGGGGAUGAGUUGGCGAGGAGGAAUUUCCAUCCUCACCAUUCGGAAGAGAAGGACCAGAGGAUAGACAUUACAGGCCUGGAAUUCGCUUACGUCCACGACAUUCCAUCCGAGGUGCUGGAAUUCCCGGAGUUUUACGCCAAAGUCACCGAUCGCUCCUUCAGGGCGACUGGAAUAUUGUGCAACACAGCCUACGAACUGGAAGGCAGUGCCGGAACUCUGAUGGCUACGAAAGCUCUGGUGCAACGGAGUGGGAAGAAGAACUUGAAAGGCGAGGAGGCGCAGAUCAUUCCAGUGGGACCUAUCGCGCAGAUUCCAGGCUUCGGAGUGCAGUACAGCUUGAGAGACCAGCCCUACGAGUGUUUGAAGUGGCUGAACGCGCACACGGAGAAGUCAGUGCUGUACAUAGCGUUCGGAAGCUUGGGCAACAUCGUGCCGGAGGUAUUUCACGAGCUGGCGCUGGGACUCGAGGCCGGCGGGGUGCCAUUCCUCUGGGCCCUGAAGCUGACACCGGCUCAAAAAGAGGAGCUUCUUCCCGAGGGAUUUCUGGAGCGCAUUCAAAGCAGCGGCAUGGGCUUCAUCGAAUCGGGCUGGGCUCCUCAGACGCAAAUCCUCAUGCACCCCGCCGUCGGAGGCUUCCUCAGCCAUUGUGGCUGGAACUCCACCUUGGAAAGCCUGUGCGCCGGUGUCCCCAUGAUCACAUGGCCCCUCUCCGCCGACCAGCCGAUGAACGCCAGAUUUUUGGUGGACGUGAAGAAGGUGGCAGUGACGGUGUUGAGCGGGUCGGCAGAUGAGAGCGUCGUGACACACGACGACAUCAGCAAAGCAAUCAAGAGGCUGUUCGGGGACGAGGAAGGAAAGCAGAUCGCGAAGAACUCUCUGGAGCUGAAGAAACUCCUCGCCAGCUUGGUUGCAGAGGGAGGGUCCACGUACAAGGCCCUGCGCUACUUCAUCCAAGACCUCGUGAUGGUGUAAGCAGCAGCAGCAGGGCAGCCGCUCCACGUCCGUGGCACGGACGCGGAUCUCGGACCUUCACAGGUUUUCAAUCCAUCCAUGGCAUAAAUUGAACUGAAUGGUGAAGACCAGGCUAUUGACACCUCCGUUCACAAGCCCUCGCUCCCCAAUCCGACAUCCACAGCUCACGAUCCCAGGCAUCAAAUUCAAUCGCGUAGGAUAUUUCAGCUCGGUGCCACGAGCAUCAUUUUGUAUAGGCAGAGCAAUCUGAAAAGCACAUUUAACGCAAAUGACCAUGCGCUAGUUUUGGUGAGUCGUUGCAGACUUGAUAGAAAACUGGCAGGACCGUAAAGAUUCGCACUAGUCCAGUGCCCGUCAGUGCGUACAUCGUUGGGUUUUAAUUGGAUGCAGAGAACCAAGGAUCUUUCAUUACAAGGGUCACCAGAAGGAGGAGGGACCCAACAGCCCCUGCGGCCAGGUCGAAGUAGUGAGGCGUAAUUGAUUGGUGAACCUUCAGUGCGUAGAAUAUUGAUCCCGUGCUCGAAAUCACCGAGGACGCGAGUACAGUGCCUAUUCUUCGAAAUGUGUACCUUGUGUAGAAAUAUUGAAACCACAAUUGUGUCAAUUAAACCAC